Messenger RNA from Ilex paraguariensis (yerba mate), 399 nucleotides. Lineage: Eukaryota; Viridiplantae; Streptophyta; Magnoliopsida; Aquifoliales; Aquifoliaceae. The record is from the annotation of a GenBank genome assembly.
AUGAAGAGGAAGAAGAAUCGUAAUCAUCCUCCCUCCAUUGAUCCCUCCUCCAAUGCAGUUGAUCUCACCUCCAAUCCAGUUGAUCCCUCAUUCAAUGAAGCAAGUUCAUCGCCAUUUGUGAAUAACAGUAGGGAAAAAAUGAAGAGGAAGAAGAACUGUAAUCAUCCUCCCUCCAUUGAUCCCUCCUCCAAUGCAGUUGAUCCCACCUCCAAUCUAGUUGAUGCCUCCUUCAAUGCAACAAGUUCAUCCAACCCUAUACCCAAUCCAACAAGUUCAUCCAACCCCAUAUCCAAUGCAGACAUAUCUUUCUUCAACAAAAAUUGCAAAUAUUGGAUAGGCGGCGAAGUCUCCCAUCCCAAUUUUGAUUUCAAAGAUUAUGGAGGAUUUGUGGACUUGUGA